Chenopodium quinoa (quinoa) is the source of this 2663-nucleotide messenger RNA. RefSeq lists its product as uncharacterized. The record is from RefSeq and is a predicted model, not a curated record. The coding region runs from base 184 to 2271 and encodes 695 amino acids. Lineage: Eukaryota; Viridiplantae; Streptophyta; Magnoliopsida; Caryophyllales; Amaranthaceae. The transcript is spliced from 13 exons.
UCGUAGAGUAUUUGAUUUGCUACCCCUAACACAGGAAAAAAAAAAACGUUAUUUAACGAGGGAGGAAGUUAAUUUUCGAUUUCUUCCCCCCAAAUCUGUAAUUGUGCAAGUGCGAAAAAUAAUCGAGAAGGCAAAGGAGGCACUGAUCAGUGAUCACUCAAGGAGGAAGCUGUAUCCACAGAGAUGAGGAAGCGCGAUUUGGCCAUUCUCAUGCUCGCUGCUUUCGCCAUUUUUUUCUCUCUCCAGCAUGAGGGAGACUUGUCGUUUAGGGAGGCUUGGUUUCAUCUGUUGGAUGAUUACCCCAUCAAAUACGAAGCCGAUCGCCUUCCUCCGCCUAUCGUCGCCGAUCUCAACGGUGAUGGCAAGAUUGAGGUCCUCGUUGCCACCCAUGAUGCUAAAAUUCAGGUGCUGGAGCCGCAUGCUAGUCGUGCUGAUGAAGGAUUUAGUGAAGCGCGUGUUCUUGCUGAGGUUACAUUGUUGCCUGACAAAGUCCGUGUUGCCUCUGGGAGGCGCGCUGUUGCUAUGGCAACUGGUGUUAUCGAUCGAAACUACCGCAAAGGGCAGCCACGUAAGCAGGUUUUGGUGGUAGUGACAUCAGGAUGGUCUGUCAUGUGUUUUGACCAUAAUCUUAAAAAGUUAUGGGAGGCUAAUUUACAGGAAGAUUUUCCUCAUAAUGCUCUCCACAGAGAGGUUGCAAUUUCAAUAAGCAAUUAUACUAUCAAGCAUGGAGAUACUGGACUGAUUAUUGUUGGUGGAAGGAUGGAAGUGCAACCUCAUAUUUUUUUAGAUCCUUUUGAGGAGAUGGGUAUGGCUGAGAAGAAUGCAGAACAGCAUAGGAGAAGUGCAGGUGAAACUGAGUCUGUGGAGAACAAUGAAGUAGUGGAUUUGCGGCACUUUGCAUUUUAUGCAUUUGCGGGUAAAAGUGGCCAGCGCCGAUGGAGUAGAAAGAAUGAGAAAAUUGAAGCGCAAUCCCCAGAUGCAUCCAUGUUAAUUCCACAACAUAAUUACAAGCUUGAUGCUCAUUCUUUACACAGUCGUCAUCCUGGAGAGUUUGAGUGCAGAGAAUUUAGAGAAUCUAUCCUGGGAGUAAUGCCACAUCAUUGGGAUAGGCGGGAAGAUACUAGUUUUCAGUUGGCCCAUUUCCGACGGCACAAGAGGAAGACACUAAAGAAGCUGUCUGGAAAAAAAACUAACUAUCCUUUCCACAAGCCUGAAGAACAUCAUCCUCCAGGAAAGGAUUCAACUAAAAAGAUUUCAAACAUGAUUGGGAAAGCUGCAAACUAUGCUGGCUCAUCUAAAAAAAAUAAGGCAAUGCCAUACGUACCCACAAUAACAAACCUCACACAACUUUGGUGGGUGCCUAAUGUUGUUGUGGCCCAUGAAAAAGAGGGCAUUGAAGCUCUGCAUUUGGCAUCUGGUCGUACACUUUGCAAGCUUCAACUUCAAGAAGGUGGACUUCAUGCUGAUAUUAAUGGAGAUGGGGUGUUAGAUCAUGUGCAGGUGGUGGGUGGAAAUGGUGCUGAGCAAACAGUUGUGAGUGGAUCUAUGGAAGUACUCCGACCUUGCUGGGCAAUAGCUACCUCUGGGGUGCCAGUGCGAGAACAGCUCUUCAAUGCUUCUAUAUGUCAUCAUUAUUCUCCUUUUAACUUAUUUCAACACGGUGAAUUCUCCCGAGGUUUUGGUAGAGCUCAAGAUGUUAGUUCCCUGGAGGUUGCCACACCAAUUCUUAUUCCUAGAGAUGAUGGUCAUCAUCAUCGGAAGGGAAGCCAUGGGGAUGUCAUCUUUUUAACAAGCAGAGGAGAGGUAACAUCAUACUCUCCUGGUGAACAUGGGCACGAGGCAGUCUGGCAGUGGCAGAUCAUGACAGGGGCAACAUGGUCUAAUCUACCUUCUCCCUCUGGAAUGAUGGAAUCUGGCAAUGUGGUUCCUACACUAAAACUGUUUUCACUGCGGGUCCAUGAUAAUCGACAAUUGAUUCUUGUAGCUGGAGACCAGGAAGCUAUUGUUAUAUCUGUUGAUGGAAGCAUCUUGACAACACUUGAACUCCCUGCACCACCAACUCAUGCCCUGGUUUCUUCAGAUUUCUCAAAUGACGGGCUGAAUGAUAUCAUCCUAGUUACUGCAAAUGGGGUGUAUGGCUUUGUUCAAUCCAGGCAGCCAGGUGCCCUCUUCUUUAGCACGUUGGUUGGUUGCCUCAUUGUUGUGAUGGGAGUCAUAUUUGUUACCCAGCAUUUGAACUCUGUGAAUGGGAAACCUCGUGCUCCCAGAUGAUUGAUGAGAGUGAUUCUUGAAAUUGGAAACAACUACAAUUAUACACUUCAAAUGAAUCAUGCCCAACAACAAUGGGAGCAUACACUUUAACAAGAAAGAUGAGAAGGCUUGCAGCUCGCUUGGAUGGAGGUAUUGCCAUCUCACUUUAACUCGAGCUUUGGGAUCCUGUUGGUUAUACUUGCUGUCUUUUGCUUGUAAAUUUGCAGCUUUUGUUCUUUUGUACCCUUUUUUUUGGAGGGGUUUGUAUUUAAAUUAGGUUUUGAUUAGUUAAGGCUGGAACUUUACUCUUUCGCUGUAGUUUCUAAUUUUCAAUGACAUCUUUAGUUGCUUGCAGUUUUGCAGCAGAGUCUAUAGAGCAUCUUUCAGGCUAAAAGUUACAUAUAUUUUCCCCA